Messenger RNA from Sungouiella intermedia, 1323 nucleotides. The record is from the annotation of a GenBank genome assembly. NCBI's taxonomy places the organism in Eukaryota, Fungi, Ascomycota, Pichiomycetes, Serinales, Metschnikowiaceae.
AUGCCAAUGGUGCCAGAUUACAUGUCCAAUGGAGUAUCAUCACGACAAGCGUUAAUUGGAGCCGUCAAGAAGAAGAAAGACCAGGGUCCCAAGACUAGACCCGCGUUCGUUCUAAAAGUAUGGAAUAUGGUCAAUGACCCUGCAAAUCAUGACUAUAUCCGGUGGACAGAUGAUGGAGAAGCAUUUGUUGUUGUGCACCGUGAAGAGUUUAUGAAGUUGAUCUUGCCAAACUACUUCAAACACAAUAACUUUGCGUCGUUCGUACGCCAGUUGAACAUGUAUGGCUGGCACAAGGUGCAAGAUGUCACCAGCGGCACAAUGAAGGAGGGCUCCAACCUGGACGAUGCCUUCCAGUUUAAGAAUCCUGACUUCAUUCGCGGAAGGGAGGAUCUACUAGACAACAUUGUGCGGAACAAGUCGAACCUGGAAGAGGAUAAUAGCUUGGUGAACUUGCAAGUAAUGACAACCGAGGUUGACAAGCUCAAGAUGACACAGUUGGCAAUGCUGGAGGACUUGAGAAGGAUCCGCGCCGAUAACCAGAACCUCUGGCAGGAAAUUGUCAACGCAAGAGAUAGAGAGCGCAAGCUGUCCCAGAUGAUACAAAAAAUCGUCAAUUUUGUGGAGGCCGCCUACGGCAAGUCUGCUGGAAAGAUUUUCGAGGUGCAGAACGGUCCACAUGAUGCCAAUAAUCAGGUACUGGCUUUCAACAAUCAAGCCAAACAGGGUUACCGCAAUAAUCCACAGGGUAACAACAUUUACUCACCAUCUCCAACGCCAGUACAGCGGCCACGGUUGAUGUUGAUGGAUCUGACAUACCAGAAGACACCUUCGGAUACUAGAUCGCCAUCUUCCACAUGGAAGGACGGUUCAGUUGAGGAGAUAGUGAGAAAUGGAGAAGACUAUGACUCAAACAAUAAGUUCCUCCAACAAUUUAUGAACCAAGAGCCUGUGGAUUCACCUCGUCAUUUCUUCCCGGAGUUGCAGAACAACUACUUUGGCAAUCAAGAUUCGAACGACAAUUUCCAGAAACUCGAGCAGAAGCUCCAAGAUCACGGCAAUGAUUUGGCCCACACACAAGAGUGGAUUGAUCAGAUCAGUAAGCAGCAGCAGCAGCAACAACAACAACUGCAGCAACUGCUGAAGAGUCCGUCUAACGCAGAUUCGGGGAUUGACGACUUCAUGAGUGAAAUCUUAAAUGAUCCUGCUGAUUCAAUCAAACGUGAGGAUUCGAGCUCUAGUGCCACUGGACUGGGGUCAAAACGUCUGAUGAACAUAAAUACUGGUGAUAACGGGGGAAGCUCCAGAAAAAGAGCACGUAGGUAA